This is a messenger RNA of Nerophis ophidion (straightnose pipefish), 1391 nucleotides long. RefSeq names its product cytoplasmic tRNA 2-thiolation protein 1. Gene Ontology annotation, biological process: tRNA wobble position uridine thiolation. NCBI's taxonomy places the organism in Eukaryota, Metazoa, Chordata, Actinopteri, Syngnathiformes, Syngnathidae. Bases 171 to 1202 code for a protein of 343 amino acids. Gene Ontology annotation, molecular function: tRNA binding. Gene Ontology annotation, cellular component: mitochondrion; cytosolic tRNA wobble base thiouridylase complex. The transcript has 3 exons. The record is from RefSeq and is a predicted model, not a curated record.
ACGUCACUUCCUGUUUGUGGGCGAAGACGAGCUGACGACACAACAAGAUGGCGGCCGGCGCUUUUCUGAGCUAAUGUUUAGUUUAACUACAUGUUUAACUGACAUUUUUCCUCUUUUCCCUCCUUCAUCUUGCCCUUCGUUGUCAACUGUCACAUCACGUGUAUGCAAAGAUGCCCGUCCUGUGCAGCACCUGCACUGAGAAGCGGGCCGUGUUAAAACGUCCAAAAACUGGCCACUCGAUAUGUAAAGAGUGCUUCUUCUGGGCUUUUGAAGAAGAGGUCCAUCAGACCAUCGUGGCAGCAAACCUAUUCAAACCUGGCCAGACCGUGGGCAUCGCGGCUUCGGGUGGGAAAGACUCCACAGUCCUGGCCCAUGUGAUGAAGCUGCUGAAUGAGCGCUACAGUUACGGUCUGGAGCUCAUGCUUCUCUCUGUGGACGAGGGCAUCACUGGUUAUAGAGACGACUCUUUGGAGACGGUGAAGAGGAACCAGCAACAGUACGAGCUGCCCCUGAAGAUUGUGUCUUAUGAGGAGCUGUACGGGUGGACUAUGGAUGCCAUCGUCAAGCAGGUGGGAAUGAAAAAUAACUGCACCUUCUGCGGCGUCUUCAGGCGGCAGGCGCUAGAUAGAGGAGCUAUCAUGCUGAAAGUGGACAAGAUCUGCACAGGUCAUAACGCUGACGACAUAGCAGAGACCGUCUUGAUGAACGUCCUGCGAGGUGACAUAGCCCGUCUGCGGCGUUGCACCGCCAUCUCCACAUCAAGUGAGGGCGACGGGGUGGUACCACGCUGCAAACCUCUCAAAUACGCUUAUGAGAAAGAGAUCGUGAUGUACGCCUAUUUCAAGAAGUUGGACUACUUCUCCACAGAAUGCAUCUAUUCCCCCAACGCUUAUCGUGGCUACGCCAGAACUUUUCUAAAAGACCUGGAGAGCAUAAGACCCAGCACCAUCAUUGAUAUCAUCCAUUCAGGUGAGAACCUGUCCAUACGGGAGGGGGUGAAGAUGCCCGUGCAGGGCAGCUGCAGCAAGUGUGGCUACAUCUCCAGUCAAACACUGUGCAAGUCAUGCGUGCUGCUGGAGGGCCUGAACCGAGGCUUGCCCAAACUAGGCAUCGGGAAACACCAUCGUUUGCAUGACAAGAUUAUCUCCAAUCAUCCCCUCACAGAGAAGGAGGAAAGGAAGUUAAAAGUGGUUGACAUUUGAGAAAGGAGCCUUGCUAAUUACUCGAUGAUGUUAAUGUUUAUGGCUGUGUUUGAAUUAGUGCACUCAAUAACUAUUCUAUCUCCAGCAUUGGUUCUUAACCUUUUUGGAGGUACCCAACCCCCCCAGUUUCAUAUACGCAUUCACCGAACCCUUCUUUAGUGAAAAAUAAAAUGUUGGUUUUUUUUCAAA